This is a messenger RNA of Kluyveromyces marxianus DMKU3-1042, 756 nucleotides long. RefSeq names its product ubiquinone biosynthesis protein COQ9 (gene COQ9). Lineage: Eukaryota; Fungi; Ascomycota; Saccharomycetes; Saccharomycetales; Saccharomycetaceae. The record is from RefSeq and is a predicted model, not a curated record. Gene Ontology annotation, biological process: ubiquinone biosynthetic process. The coding region runs from base 1 to 756 and encodes 251 amino acids. The transcript has a single exon. Gene Ontology annotation, cellular component: mitochondrial inner membrane. Gene Ontology annotation, molecular function: lipid binding.
AUGUCGUCACGCGUGUUCACAAGACUGUACCAUCCCAACAUGCUGGAGCAUGCCAUUCCAAAAGUUAUCAAACCUCUAACUUACGGUGCCGAUUCUGUGCAAUAUAAGGUCUUGUCAAAUACAAUUAAAAACCACGUACCCAGCCAAGGAUUCAACGAAAGAGCUAUUGUUCAGUCUUUGAACGAAUUGGGGCUCGGAUCGUCGUACCUUUCGGUGCUUGGAAGCGCCAAUUCCCCAUCUUUCUUCAACGUUUCUCCAGCAGUGCAGGAAUUGGUCAAGUUUCACCUCGUGACAAAACGUACCCAGCUCAUUAAUGAACUCCCAUUGGACACAGACAAGCCGCUCCCUGAUCUCGAAACGCUAUUUCUCCGGAGAUUGCAACUUAACGAGUCCGUCGCUCCCCAUUUGUCGCAGAUGCUAUCGAUCAUGUCGAUUCCAGGUGAAUUUAUGGUGCAAACGGCAUUGCCAGAAUUGCACCGUUUGACGGACGAUAUGAUUUUUUACUCGAACGAAACAGAUAACCAUGACUUCGCAUGGUACUCCAAGAGACUAGCCAUUUCCACUGCGUAUGUGUCCUCGGAACUGUUCAUGGCGCAGGACAAGUCGCACAACUUCUCAGAGACGAUGGAGUUCGCGCAAUCGAGAUUGGAAAACGUUAAAAAGAUGGGCAAAAUGUAUAAUAACACCGAGGAGUAUCUGUGGUUCACUCUCCUCAGUUCGAUCAACCUGGUAAAGUCUCAAUUGACAAGAGGAUGA